Messenger RNA from Monascus purpureus, 3687 nucleotides. NCBI's taxonomy places the organism in Eukaryota, Fungi, Ascomycota, Eurotiomycetes, Eurotiales, Aspergillaceae. The record is from the annotation of a GenBank genome assembly.
AUGCCCGCAGCGUCAAUUGCACUUGGAAAAGGAAAGAGAAAAACGCAUAUUGGGCCAUGGCAACUGGGGAAAACUCUUGGUAAAGGAUCUACUAGCCGUGUUAGACUGGCGAAGCACUCAAUUACAGGUCAGAAAGCUGCUGUUAAGAUUGUGUCAAAGAAGUCCGCGGCAAUGAUCCAAAGCGAGAGUAUUGUGGCAAUGGAUCGGAACGCAGGGCAUCUUACUACGUCAGAAGUAAGGCAGAUCCCAUUCGGUAUCGAGCGUGAGGUUAUUAUCAUGAAAUUGAUUGAGCAUCCCAACGUCAUCAGCUUGUACGACGUAUGGGAGAAUCGGGGGGAAUUGUAUCUCGUUCUCGAAUAUGUCGAUGGCGGAGAACUCUUCGAUUAUAUUUCCAGCAACGGGCCUCUCCCAGAGGAGGAGGCGGUUCGUCUCUUUCGACAGAUUAUUGCUGCAAUUUCCUACUGCCAUCGGUUCAAUAUCUGCCAUCGAGAUUUGAAACCAGAGAACAUUCUGUUGGAUUCAAAAUACAACAUUAAACUUGCGGACUUUGGAAUGGCUGUUCUUCAAUUAUCUGGACAUUUGUUGAAUACAUCAUGUGGUAGCCCCCAUUACGCUGCCCCGGAGAUCGUGAAUGGUCGAAGAUACCAUGGCGACAUGGCGGAUACCUGGAGUUGCGGUAUUAUCUUGUUUGCAUUACUGGCAGGAUCCCUUCCAUUCGACGGGGGAGAUAUUGCAGGCACACUUCGACUCGUAAGAAAGGGUGAAUAUAUCAUGCCAGCUUGGUUCAGCCCAGAGGCUGCGGAUCUAAUCCAGCGCAUUUUGCAGAAACAACCUGAGGAUCGAAUUAGCAUACAAGAUAUCUGGAUGCAUCCGCUCUUAAAGAAAUAUGAAAAGCUCCAUAAGUCAUUCUGUGACCAUUAUGUGGGCCCUCAACCACCGCUAUCUACUGCAGAUUGCGGCCAACCCCUGCUUGGUCUCCAGGACAUCGAUCUGGAUAUUUUGCAGAAUCUUCAGAAGCUGUGGCAUGGUGUGAGACGUGAGGAAUUGAUUGAAAGAUUGCUGGACACCAAAUUCAACCAUGAAAGGGUUUUCUACAAUGCCCUGAUGAGAUUCAAAGAGGAGCAAUUGGAGAACUACCAAGGAAAUCCUCUUGGAUACUCAGCGAGUGAUUACCACCAUAUUUCCAGACCAGUAGCUCGUGCUGUAAUUCGGCGUAGCCAAAGCAGCAAUGGAGUACGCCAUUCUCGAAUGUACUCUCGACCAUCACUAUCUGAAAUCAUGUUUCCCCCAGAAGUCGAAAGUGAUGAGGACUCACCUCUAGCGACAACUACGUCUGCAGUUUACACGAAUAAGGGAGAAGCCCACCUUCCAAGCUCUACUUUUUCUAUUUUGAACAGUAGAAGUAUAAGGGGUGGCUCAGUGAGAUCUCUUCACUCCAAGCUUUCGCAUACAAGUUCUCGCCGGCGCAUCAAUUCUGCAACUUAUAUUCGCUCUGCCAGCUAUCGACGAAAUGUCUCUUUCCGCCACCUCCCCCAUCCGCGCAGUCAUCUGUCGACAAAGGCCAAGAGCAUGCAAGUCCAAGUUCUAGAGCCUGAAGACAAUCAGAGUGUAGGCAGUCUGAAAUCGGCUAUUGAUGACAGUGGUGAAUUGAGCACAGAGGAUAGCCCAGUGUUGCCACCUCAAUCGAUCGCCAUUCGAGGCGGUGGUGCUACCAUGGACAAAGAUAAAUUGGGAAUGAGAAAGACAAGAGACUCCAGUUUUGUCUGGAAGGACGCUGCUAGAAGAGUCUCUUACGAGCUCAGCCAGAUAUGUGAGGAGGCUUUCAACGGCACCUCUUCAUCUACGGCUUGUACCAAGGACAGCUGUGCAACAGCUGAAACCCCAGUUAAGCACAUCUCAUCGAUCUCUCCAGGGGACUCACAGCAUUCAAAUGCUAUAAAACAGCUGAGGAGAUCUUCUUCCGGCUUCACACACCUGGCUGAAUCUCGCCGCAAACUAAUCGAGCACUCUACGAAAGCAGGUGCCGAUGACAUCUCUGCUCAUCUUUCGGGUGUGAUAUCCCAUCUAGAUCGAUUAAUUGAGCAGGAUAUAUCGGUGAAAAACGGAUCUAACUAUGCUAACCAGCAUGUCCGCUUCCUACCGGAUCCGUUCAUCACAUUGUCAAGCGAACCUGAUCACCUCCCUGUCAUAGCAGAGGAACUCCCAACCUCUAACAGCAGUGCGAGCUUAUUGGAUCUUAAUAAGGCAGCAGCAACGACAUCGUUCCUACAGUCAUCUCGGAGCAGUUCUCCCGCAUUCCAAAACAUUAAUGUCCAGUCGACUAUUCGCGUCGUGCCCCGUAGCUCUCCAGGAAAGCUCCGUUCUCCCACCGCCUGCCAUAACAAUUGCAUUUCCCCACUGAAGGACUACGGCACAGGUCUGCAGUUGGAUGAACACCCGCUCAAACAGAAUAAUGCGGAUAAUGGAUAUCCGUCUAACGAAUGCUACCCCUCUUGUCGUUCUCGUCACUUCCGUUCCUCUCUCGGACUAGACCGUAUUGAAGAGACCCCAAGGCCUAGAAGACAAAACAGCACAAAGAACCCCGAUAAUAAGAGGUGGUCAUGGUUCAAACGGAAGCAGCAAGUAGAUGAGAACAUUGCGCCUGAAUCGUUGAAGGGAGAUUCUGGUCGACCUAGAACGGCAAGGGUUGUCGUACGAGAAGUCAGUCCACCCGACGAACUUGAGCAUCUCAGAUCGAGGCCAUCCACGGACAAACCUAAAGAGAGCCUAUUCAGAAGACUUAUGAAGAAAAUACCCAAGAAAGAUGGAAAUCAAGUCUCAGCAGGACCUCCUGAAGAAAGCGCACCUGCUAUUAAACCCUCCACAGGUCCCCCGGAAACGGUGAAAUCCAAAAUUUUGAAACAUCCUCACAACCACCACGCGAAUGCUAUUGGAAGAAACCAGAAUUGGCUUGCCCGGUUUUUUCAAAUAAAGCCCGCAACCCGAGUUCUAGCCCUAAACUCCACAAAGCUCAAGGCCCGAAGAGACAUUUAUAAGAAACUAUUGGAAUGGAAACAGUACGGUAUAGAGGAACUCUAUUUGGACAAAGCCGACGAUUUCAUUCGCGCAAGGGUGGGAGAAAAUAACUUUUUAAACGUCCGACCCGUCGAAUUCUCUGCAGCAUUCUACACAGUCCUCGAACAGGGCCGUCAGGCAAACCUCAGCAUUGUCCGCUUCAAACAGGAGCGGGGUGCCGCGUCGACAUUCAACAAAGUCGUCGACGCACUUUGCGUCAUGCUCCAGGGACGAAAUAUGUUGGUUGAAGACCCUGUUCGGGCUAGGGAUAUGAUUGGGAUCCUGGAUGCUUUUUGUUGAAAUCCUUACAGAGUAUCUGCAGCAGUUAUGGUGUUUCUGAAAUGAGAAUCAAGAUUAAUUAAUGAGUUAGGGUUUGGUUUGGGUUAGGUCUUUUCCUUCUAGCCCUCACCUCCUUUCUCGUUAUGCCGCUUGGGCUUUGGGAUCAUAUUUUGUUUCAAAAGCCAUGCUGUCUUUAAUUAUUCUGUUUAUUUUUCUCUUGGGCUUGUUUGAGUCGGUUCUUUUCUUUGUCUUGAUUGUCUGUGUCUCCAUCUAGUUCCUGUGUACGAAACCAAUAGAGUGGCCAAACUUUUUCUAGUAAGUCGCUUACCCUUUUCAUCCUCGAAAAUGGAAACA